CCCCCUUUUCAGAUUUUCCGAGUCUCCAUUACCCGCUAAAAAGAAAUAAAAGGAAAUAAAGCAUCCAUCUUUUCCCGGUACAGAGACCAACACACCCCUAAUCUCGCCCUCGGAGAAUGUGCCCUCCAAUGUGAACCAGGGACGCCAUUGUAGGCACCCAUUUGUCAAAGUGCUUCAUCUUUUCCACUAGAGCUUCACUUCGAGCCUAGCUUCAUCUCAGCAAGGAGAUUCUGGUCAUUUGACACAGAAAGGUGAUAGCUUUCUUCACCCACAAAGGAACCCAGUUCAAGUACACACAUACCUCUCACUGAUAGGUCUUAUAGUCUCAAAUGGGAACCCUUCAAGCCAUAGUUCUUCUCUGCUUGGUUUUAUUGCAUCUGUGCAGCCACAUUCUUGCCCAAGAUGAAGAUUGGAAGACUGCUACUGCAACAUACACCAAAGAAACAGAUGGAUCUAUCAUUACUGAAGGAGCUUGUGGUUAUGGGGACCUUCACAAGAUUAGCUAUGGGAAAUACAGUGCUGGGCUAAGUGGGAUUUUGUUCAACAGAGGGAGUACUUGUGGUGCUUGUUAUGAGCUGAGAUGUGUUGACCACAUCUUAUGGUGUCUGCAAGGGAGUCCCACUAUUAUUCUCACUGCUACUGAUUUCUGUCCACCGAAUUUUGGGCUUUCGGCAGAUUAUGGUGGCUGGUGCAAUUUCCCCAAGGAACACUUUGAGAUGUCAGAGGCAGCAUUUGCUGAAAUUGCAAAGAAAAAGGCUGAUAUUGUGCCAGUUCAGUAUAGGAGGGUGAGGUGUGACAGAAUUGGAGGGCUGCGAUUCACUAUGAGUGGAAGUUCUCACUUCCAUGAAGUCUUGAUUACCAAUGUAGGUUCGGACGGGGAAGUGCUUGCUGUGAAGGUGAAGGGUUCGAGAACCGGGUGGAUACCGAUGGCUAGAAACUGGGGUCAGAAUUGGCAAAGCAAUGUCAAUCUUCAAGGACAGCCUCUUUCUUUUGAGGUAACAGUCAGUAGCGGAAAAACACUCACAUCUUACAAUGUUGCUCCACCAAAGUGGCAAUUUGGUCAGACAUUUGAAGGGAAACAGUUCUAGUAUGGGAACCAGAUGCAUUGAAGAACAGAACGCUGCUCCUGGUCAUGAGUCCUUGUCACAUUAAUUUUUCUGCUAUCCUUAAAAAGCUUAGGUUAUGGUCAAAAAGAAGGAAAAUUGUAGAAGAAAGUCGAAAAAAAAUGGGAAUACGAGGUCCCAGUUUUGUCUCGUAAUGAUAGAAGGAUUAGAACGUGUAAUACUUGAUGGAACAUGUAAUUAUUUAAAGUGAUGCCACUGCAUUCUUGUUUAUAUUCGGACUUUAAUGGC
Molecule: messenger RNA, 1352 nt
Organism: Rosa rugosa (rugosa rose)
Lineage: Eukaryota; Viridiplantae; Streptophyta; Magnoliopsida; Rosales; Rosaceae
Product: expansin-A16
Exons: 3
Coding region: 330-1088 (252 amino acids)
Biological process (GO): plant-type cell wall organization
Cellular component (GO): extracellular region
Source: RefSeq, a predicted model, not a curated record